Lodderomyces jiufengensis is the source of this 369-nucleotide messenger RNA. RefSeq names its product H(+)-transporting V1 sector ATPase subunit G (gene VMA10). The transcript has a single exon. The record is from RefSeq and is a predicted model, not a curated record. NCBI's taxonomy places the organism in Eukaryota, Fungi, Ascomycota, Pichiomycetes, Serinales, Debaryomycetaceae. The coding region runs from base 1 to 369 and encodes 122 amino acids. Gene Ontology annotation, molecular function: proton-transporting ATPase activity, rotational mechanism. Gene Ontology annotation, biological process: proton transmembrane transport. Gene Ontology annotation, cellular component: vacuolar proton-transporting V-type ATPase complex.
AUGUCAUCAGGUAUUCAAUCGUUAUUAAAGACCGAAAAAGAAGCAGCAGAAAUAGUCAAUGAAGCAAGAAAAUACAGAACCAAUAGAUUAAAAACAGCAAAACAAGAUGCACAAGAAGAAAUUGAAAAUUAUAAAAAACAAAAAGAAGAUGAGCUUACUAAAUAUGAGAAAGAUCACGAAGGAAUAAAUGAAAAAAUAGAUAAAGAUGCUGAUGCAGAAGUUGAACAAGAAUUAAAAAAAUUAAAAGAACAAUUUGAAAAAAAAAAAAAUGAUGUUAUUCAAUUAUUAGUUGAUGCUACUAUAUCUCCAAAUCCAGAAUUACAUAUAAAUGCUAAUGUUCAAAAAGAAAAACCAACUGAAAAAGCUUAG